Messenger RNA from Chelonoidis abingdonii (Abingdon island giant tortoise), 2767 nucleotides. RefSeq names its product VPS33B late endosome and lysosome associated (gene VPS33B). Gene Ontology annotation, biological process: vesicle-mediated transport. The record is from RefSeq and is a predicted model, not a curated record. NCBI's taxonomy places the organism in Eukaryota, Metazoa, Chordata, Testudines, Testudinidae.
GGGCCGGGCUCACCAUGGCCGUUCCGCCGGUCGCCGCGACGCGCCCGAAGCGGGCGGAUUCUCCGUCUCAAGCGGUGGUCGCGAGACACAGCUCAUCUACUGAUGGAGCAGCUCCCCGGGAAGAAGGACCUGUUCAUUGAAGCAGAUCUGAUGAGCCCCCUGGACCGAAUCGCCAAUGUCUCUGUUCUCAAGCAACAUGAAGUGGACAAGCUGUACAAAGUGGAGAACAAACCCAUCGUUAGCACUAGUGACCAGUUGUGCUUCUUAGUCCGGCCACGGAUCAAGAACAUGAAGUACGUUGCUGAUAUUGUCAAUGCUGACAAGGCGAUGGGGAGGAGCCGGAAGUACAAGAUUAUCUUCAGCCCCCAGAAGUUUUACAUCUGUGAGCUGGUGCUGGAGGAAGAGGGAAUCUAUGGUGAUGUGAGCUGUGACGAGUGGGCCUUCUACCUGCUCCCCCUGGAUGAAGAUCUCCUCAGCAUGGAGCUGCCUGAGUUCUUCCGGGAUUACUUCCUGGAAGGGGAUCAGCGCUGGAUCAGCACAGUCGCACGAGCUCUGCAGUUGCUGAACUCCCUCUUUGGGCCUUUCGCUAACACCUAUGGGAUUGGCAGGUGUGCCAAGAUGGUCUAUGAGGUGUGGCGAGAGCUGGUGGAGGAGAGCGAGGGUGACAGCCAAGCCAGGAGGCCUGAGAUCAGUCAUGUCUUCCUCAUGGACCGAGAUGUGGAUUACGUCACGGCGCUCUGCUCCCAGGUGGUGUAUGAGGGGCUGGUGGAUGACACGUUCCGCAUCAAAUGUGGGAGCGUGGAUUUCGGGCCAGACGUCACCUCCUCUGACAGGAGCUUCAAAGUGCUGCUCAAUGCCCAGGACAAGGUGUUCAGUGAGAUCCGGAACGAACACUUCUCCAACGUCUUCGGCUUUCUGAGUCAGAAGGCACGGAACCUGCAGACGCAGUACGAUCGCCGCCGUGGGAUGGACAUCAAGCAAAUGAAGAACUUUGUCUCCCAGGAGCUGAAGGGGUUAAAGCAGGAGCACCGCUUGCUGAGCCUGCAUAUUGGCGCCUGCGAGUCCAUCAUGAAGAAGAAAACCAAGCAGGAUUUCCAGGAGCUGCUAAAGACUGAGCACUCUCUCCUGGAGGGGUUUGACAUCCGCGAGAGCACCAGCUACAUAGAAGAGCACAUUGACCGGCAGGUCUCCCCCAGCGAGAGUCUGCGCUUAAUGUGCCUCCUGUCGGUCACGGAAAAUGGGCUGAUCCCUAAAGAUUAUCGCUCCCUGAAAACCCAGUACCUCCAGAGUUAUGGGCCUGAGCACCUGCUGACCUUUCAUAACCUCAAGCGCAUUGGGCUGCUGACAGAGCAGGCCCCAGGGGAGACCCUGACUGCCGUGGAGAGCAAAGUCAGCAAGCUGGUGACCGACCGAGCAGCAGGGAAACUCACGGACGCUUUUAAUUCUCUGGCCAGGAAGAGCAAUUUCCGAGGCAUAAGCAAGAAACUGGGCUUGAUCCCCCGUGUUGAUGGUGAAUAUAACCUGAAGGUGCCCCGAGACAUGGCUUAUGUCUUCAGUGGGGCCUAUGUCCCCCUGAGCUGCAAGAUCAUUGAGCAGGUACUGGAGCGCAAGGGCUGGCUGGGCCUGGAGGAGGUGGUGCGCCUGCUGAACGGCAAUGAGUUUGCUCCUACAGAACCGGUCAUGGAGGAGAAUCCCGCCUGGGAGGCGCAGCGUGUCAUCCUAGCAGUCUUCCUGGGAGGCUGCACCUUUUCUGAGAUCUCUGCUCUCCGAUUCCUGGGGAAGGAGAAAGGAUACAAGUUUAUAUUCCUGACGACAGCCAUCACAAGCAGCGCCAGGCUGAUGGACGCCAUGUUAGAGGCGAAGGUGUGAGGCAGGGGUGAGCCACGGCCCUGGCAGAACAGCUUGUGCCAGCCAGGGUCACAUUCCACAGUGGACACUGCCCAGGCACUGCACAUAUGACACUGGAGCGUUAUACAUCAGCAGCCGGAGCAGGGCAGACACGGAGCCCAUCCUGCCAUGAGCCUCCCUUGGGUUUCCCGAAGGCUGCAGAUUGGGGUUUAAAUGGAUGAAGAGACCUUCAGUGGUUGUGGGGGGAGUGUCUCUGGGGAGGCUAGAAGAGGGAAGAAGCUGUUGUUUCUCCAAUCCAAACCCAGCAUGUUUGAGUCUCUGCCAUGCUUCAGGCCCCUGGGGCCACUAUCCAGGCAAGUCCCUGUGCAUCGUGUAUUGGUGCUUCUACCAUUGGGUCAGUGGCUUGUUAAGGGACCUCACUGGCCUUUUGGGUUCUUAUUUUGGGUUUUGUGCCCUGACUCCCACCCUUGGCUGCCUUCUCGUCCCUGGACAGAUGUGUCAGUACUUGGGGCCAUGGGUGAAGCCACGGGCGAUGCCAAGCUGUUGGCAGCACUGCUUUCUUCCCCCACCGAGGCCUGUUCACCUGGAGAAGUGAAUAGGCAGAGGGAGCUGGCUUCUACUGGACUCACAAAUGAAAAUGAAUUGCAUUGUUACCUGAAUUUUAAAUGCAUGUUCAUUCACUUCACAGAACAGCCUACCUGUUCUGGCACCAAACACAACCAGCUCUAGUCUGGAUUGAUGGACUGACGGGGAAAGGAGUGGGCCAGCGGGGGUGCUUAGGGGUAGGCUGGAGGUGCAGCAACAGAGGGGUGUGAGUGGAGUUGGGGCUGGGAUUUGAAUAGCAUAGGAUUGCGCUGGCAGAAGUGUGUGAUAGUGGUACAUUGAUCUGUACCAUAUAAAAUAUAUUUGGUCAGCCUUU